AACCCCUGCCCUGACCAGACCAGACCAACAGGCUGAAGUGCAUCUUGUGGGGCCGGUUGAUCAUGUGUGCAUGCCAUAUUAUGUAGGUGUGCAUUUUCGACAUCUAUGAUAAUGGGGAAAAUGGGGGACGAGGGAACGAUUUCAUUAGGAGUACACAGAUAAAUCGGUGGGUGCACAGACAACUAUAUUCUGUUAACGAAAUAUGCAAUACUCUAGGUUCACCAAGAGGUCAUUUGACAUAUUUUUAGCUGGUCAAAACAAAAUACUUGUUUUUGUAAUUCACCUAACCUAACCACCGAGCUAGUUGACCACGUAAACUCAAUGGACCGACAAAGGUUAGACUUUGUGGUCACAUGACUAGACUUGUGUAGGAUCGGGAAUGAAUUGAAGUGAAACAAGCUUGAGAGGGAGGGAGAGAGCGAGCGCAGAGUGCAACUCCUGAGGGCGGAGGUUGUGGUGAGCUAAUACUAGAAACCACCGCCUGUUCUUCAAAUUGCACUGAAACAACUCUCAACAAAACCUGUACGUUUUAUACAAUUGAAUACAAAAAAAACAAAACAAAAAACACUGAAAUGAAAGGUCUGGGGUUUCCAGGGUGACCCCUGGCUUGGUCGCGGGAGUUCGACUUUCUUUCAGUCAUACAGUAAAAACAAGAAAAGCCGGCGAGAAGUUGUUGCUCCAGUACUUUUUUUUUUUUUUUUUUUUUUUAAAUACUCACCUCCCCUUCCCUGAAGAGUUUGAUUCAAAGUUGAGAGCCAAGAUGGCGGCCGAUUCUGUGCAGGGUGAUGUGAGAAGUCACCUGGUCUCUGAGCGGCUUGGCCUAGGCCACAACCUGGACCUGUCUGACACGAUGGUGCAACAGAAACUUGACGAAAUCAAGGACCAGAUCAAGAGGGAGAUCCGCAAGGAACUUAAAAUUAAAGAGGGGGCGGAGAACCUCAGAAAAGUUACAACUGACAAGAAGAGUUUGGCCUAUGUGGACAACAUGUUGAAAAAGUCAAAUAAAAAGGUGGAGGAGCUGCAUCAGGAGCUGCAGGAAUUAAAUGCACACAUUGUAGUGAAGGAUCCAGAAGAUCUAUUAGAUUGCCCUAGAACGCCAGACACCCCCAAUAGUACCUCCACAAACAGCAGACUAGCAGCUUUGAAGAAGCAGCAUGAUAUUGAACUAAAAGUGAAACAGGGAGCAGAGAACAUGAUCCAAAUGUAUUCUAAUGGCUCUUCAAAGGAUCGUAAACUGCUUGGAACUGCACAACAAAUGCUUCAAGACAGCAAGACAAAAAUGGAAGUCAUCAGGAUGCAGAUUCUGAAAGCAAUCCAGACUAGUGAAAUGGCCUUUGAUAGUACGGAAGGUAUUGUUUCCACAGCCAAACCUGUGAUCAGCCCGCUUGAGUUGCGGAUAGAGGAACUGAGACACCACUUCCGGAUAGAAUACGCAGUAGCAGAAGGAGCCAAGAAUGUCAUCAAGCUGCUUGGAUCUGGAAAAGUCACUGACAAGAAAGCACUUUCUGAAGCUCAAGCCAGAUUUAAUGAGUCAAGCCAGAAAUUAGACCUUUUAAAAUAUUCAUUGGAGCAAAGGUUGAAUGAGCUUCCCAAGAACCAUCCGAGUAGCAGUAUUAUAAUAGAAGAACUGUCUUUGGUAGCAUCUCCAAUAUUAAGCCCUCGAAACAGUAUAAUUUCUACACAAAAUCAAUACAGCACAGUCGCCAAACCGGCCGCAUUAACAGGUACCCUAGACGUCAGACUAAUGGGCUGCCAAGACCUUUUGGAGAAUGUACCCGGCCGAUUAAAAACUACAUCUGUUCCUCUACCGGGUUGGAGCCCAAGUGAAGCCAGGUCUUCCUUUAUGAGCAGAACUACCAAAAAUAGGAGUGGAAGCAGUCGAAACCUUUCGAAAACAGAUGACUUGUCCAAUGAGAUCAGUGCUGUAUUGAAGUUGGACAACACAGUUGUUGGGCAGACUGGCUGGAAACCUAUUUCUAAUCAAUCGUGGGAUCAGAAGUUUACACUGGAGCUGGAUCGGUCGCGUGAAUUAGAAAUGUCUGUGUAUUGGCGAGACUGGCGCUCACUUUGCGCUGUCAAGUUUUUGCGGUUGGAGGAUUUCCUUGACAAUCAGCGGCAUGGGAUGGUUCUGUACCUCGAACCUCAGGGUACACUCUUUGCAGAGGUUACAUUUUUUAACCCUGUUAUUGAAAGGAGACCAAAACUUCAAAGACAGAAAAAGAUAUUUUCAAAGCAACAAGGCAAAACAUUUUUGCGAGCCCCUCAAAUGAAUAUUAAUAUUGCAACAUGGGGAAGACUGGUGAGGAGAGCAAUCCCCUCAAUAAAUAACUCUGGCACAUUUAGCCCUCAAGUUCAAGUGCCUGCAGCAGUGCCAGGGGAUACACUAAUCCCAGAAUCCCCUUCGUCACCGAGUGACUCAACAGUGACAAAAUUAGAAUUUGAACAGGAGCCCCCUCCAACUCCUAAGAGACAUUCCUCUGUGGUUGAGAUUAGAGAGUCCAUGCCAGAAAUUAAGAUUGCAGACUGCAUGCAGAUACAGGAUGCAUUAGCAACAUUUGAUUUCCUGAAUGACAGAAAUAGCAUUGUACCCAGACCAGAGACACAAGUUAUUGCUGAGAAUGAAGUUAAGCAGCCAGAUUUGGAGUUAAUGACCGUUCCAGAACCUACAGAUAGCAGGGUGCAGCAAAGAUUUCAGUUCGGCCUCAGUGAUUUCCAUUGUGUUGCAGUGCUGGGCCGUGGGCAUUUUGGAAAGGUGCUACUUUCCGAAUACAAAAACACAGGAGAAAUGUUUGCCAUCAAAGCCUUAAAGAAAGGAGACAUUGUAGCACGUGAAGAGGUAGACAGCCUUAUGUGUGAAAAGAGAAUCUUCGAAACUGUGAACUGUGUCCGGCAUCCGUUUUUGGUGAACCUUUUUGCCUGUUUCCAAACCAAAGAUCAUGUAUGUUUUGUCAUGGAAUAUGCUGCUGGAGGAGAUCUUAUGAUGCACAUUCAUGCAGAUGUGUUUUGUGAACCUAGGGCUGUGUUUUAUGCUGCUUGUGUUGUCCUUGGUUUGCAGUUUUUGCAUGAACAUAAGAUAGUGUACAGAGAUUUAAAGCUGGAUAACCUGCUGCUUGACACUGAAGGCUAUGUAAAGAUUGCCGACUUCGGCCUUUGCAAAGAAGGUAUGGGAUUUGGAGAUCGUACAAGUACGUUUUGUGGUACUCCGGAGUUUCUUGCUCCAGAAGUAUUAACGGAAACAUCCUACACACGGGCAGUGGAUUGGUGGGGACUUGGUGUACUUAUCUUUGAGAUGUUAGUUGGUGAGUCUCCUUUCCCAGGUGAUGAUGAAGAGGAGGUGUUCGACAGUAUCGUUAAUGACGAAGUCCGCUACCCAAGAUUCCUGUCUACUGAAGCCAUCUCCAUAAUGAGAAGGUUGCUGAGGAGAAAUCCAGAAAGACGUCUUGGAGCAGGGGAAAAGGAUGCUGAAGAAGUGAAAAAGCACCCAUUUUUCCGAAAUGUUGAUUGGAAUGGUCUGUUAUCAAAGAAGGUGAAGCCUCCAUUUGUACCUACAAUUAAAGGCAGUGUGGACGUCAGUAACUUCGAUGAUGAAUUCACCUCGGAAGCGCCCAUUCUGACCCCACCUCGGGAGCCCAGGGUCCUUACAGCGCGCGAGCAAGAAAUGUUCCAAGAUUUUGAUUAUAUAGCGGACUGGUGUUAGACCUCAGACUUUCAACACUGUGAAACGCAAUAGCUGACUGUAGCUCACAACCUCCUCUUCUGAAGAACUGGGGUUCUUCCAGCCAGUUGUGCACAGUGUCAUUUAAGGAUCCUUGACUUUUUAAAGCAAAUGAAGAUUAUCCCCCCCCCCCCCCCCAUAUAUAUAAGACCUGUCAAAAGAAGUGGCCAAUGAACGUUUUGUUUUGUCUGAGCACUGGGAAUCCUUUUUUUUUUUUUUUUUUUUUUAAUUAAGGAUAUCUGUUUGGGGAAACACAAAAUCCACCUUUUGAUUUACUUUGGGAUCAUUACUGUAAAAACAUGCAUUGUCCCCAGGUUUGGAUUUUUAAUUAUUAUUAUUAUUUUAUUUUUAUAUAUAAACUAUUUUGGGCUUAGGUAAAAUUGUAAUGAUCUUAGAAUGUGCCACAUUAGACUUCAGGUGCUUUAGAAUUACCAACAUUGCGACAUGGUCUCACCAAGUAAUAAGGCAAUGACAGUCUUGACUACUUUUUUAACUUCUAUUCAGCCAGAAAUGUGCAUUUUUUUAUUCAAAGACUGAGUAUCAUGAGAAUUGUUUUGUCUUGAUUUUAUCUGGAACACUAAUCUUGGUCCUUGCCUUGUACAUUUUUAUUGUAUUUAUUAUGUUUAACAACUAGAUGCCUUAAUUUUCUGAGACGACAAUAUGUGGGCUUCCAUGCAGCAAAAAACAGGUACUGAACACCUACCAAAGCCACUUGCCAAACAGUUGAUAGUAUAUUGGGCCCAGGUGACACCUUCUAAAAAGAACAAAGGAACAUUACAAAAAAGUCUUGUGUGAUUUAAAUGACGGCCCACAUUUGUCCUACUUGGAGUUUUUCUACAGUCUCCUGUAUUUGUAUUGUCCUUCCAUGUUAUGUACCAAGAUCAGUGAACAAAUACAAGAUUAUAGUUUUAUACUGUAUUUUUAGUACAUCGGUUUAGUGCAUCUUCCAUCUGCUGUAGAUGUUAACCAUUUUUGUAAAGCCUGUAGGGGAUGUAUGACAAUGUAUACAAGCUGUAAUGUGUAAGUUUGGAACUUCUUACUUUAGUUUACAUUCACAGAGUUUUUUUUCUGAAUUAGUGGCCAUCCGAAGGAUUACAUUAAGUUUAUCAGGAAUUUAAUAGCUACAAGGUCAAAAUAAACUUUGAAUUCUCAAAUGGAAUGUAAAAUAAAAAAUUAAUUUAAAAAAGAUAUAUAAUAUUUCACAAAGCAAAGUGUAUAUUUUGGCUUAAAUAUGCCAAAGCAGGCUGUAUCUUGAAAUGCUAAACAUUUCUCUUUUAAAACUCAUGCUUUUUUUUUUUUUUUUACAUUUUAAGGCACCAGUCAGUCCUGUAAUGUACUUAUGUUGGAACAGUUCCUUGGUCUAAAAGAGCAAUACUGCUGAAAACAUGGUUCAAUGUUUGCACUUUUAUUCAGGUAUUACUCGGGUUGGGGCUUGACAGGUUUUUUUUUUUUUUUUUUUUAAUAACUUGAUCAGCAUAAUCUCCAUGUAAUUACAUUUUACACAAUGGUUAUUACAACCUGUAGACCUGUCACUCAAACAGUUUGUAAAAGACUGAGGUAAUGGAGAUAUUGAAGGGAUUAUGUUUGAUUAUAAAUUGAUUUCAAGCCACAUAUCUCAAAUUGCUGAGUACCAAAACAUUUUCUAUUGUAAAUUUUGAGAUCCAGCCUGAUUAUUAGAUUUCAGAUCCAGUGUUUUUGAUUUGGUGGCACCGGUAAAACAAGAAUAAUAUGUUUAUAAACUGAGAAAGUACAAUAACCUUGGCUCAGUAACUAAAGUUGUACAGAAAAUCAUUUUUAAAUAUAAAUCACUAAGGGUAUAAAGGGGGCAGGGUAUAUGUACACAGGAGCUCAAAGCACUAAUUGUAUCUAUGUAGUUUUAAAUGUAUCAACUUUUUAGCCUAUAAAAAGAUAAUAGAUUGUAAAUACAUUUUCUAUAUACAUUUUAAAAGUGGCUGCUUGAGCACUUUUGUGAGAAGUGAUGCUUUAAAAUGGUACACUACAUUUAAGUUAAAUGUGUGCUGAUAAGGUUAUGACCAAGAAAAUCAUGAGUGUUUUGCAGUCGUUAUGCAUAUCAUGAAUGCACAAAUUAAAAGAUAUUUGUAAUAGAA
Messenger RNA from Acipenser ruthenus (sterlet), 5823 nucleotides. RefSeq names its product serine/threonine-protein kinase N2-like. The record is from RefSeq and is a predicted model, not a curated record. The transcript has 22 exons. Bases 761 to 3697 code for a protein of 978 amino acids. Gene Ontology annotation, molecular function: protein serine/threonine kinase activity; ATP binding; small GTPase binding. Gene Ontology annotation, biological process: signal transduction; protein phosphorylation. NCBI's taxonomy places the organism in Eukaryota, Metazoa, Chordata, Actinopteri, Acipenseriformes, Acipenseridae.